AUGAGUGUGAAUACGUUAAUGGCCCGUAAAAAUUAUAACGACUACAAAUUAUGUAUGCAGUUGAAUAAGAGCAAUGGAGAUGCCAAGGCAAAAUGCUCAAACUUGUUCGAUAAAGCAAUAAACACGACAACGCAAAUAAUUUCUCGAGAAUGCUUGUCACACACAGAAGAGUUAUAUAAAUGCUUUAAGCAUUCGUUUCGUCUAAGUUUUUGCGAUAAAGAAGUUGUUGAAAGGUUGCAGAAUUGUCAUUCAAACAUUUAUAAGUUGAUAACGUCGUAA
Messenger RNA from Plasmodium gonderi, 279 nucleotides. RefSeq lists its product as hypothetical. The transcript has 3 exons. The record is from RefSeq and is a predicted model, not a curated record. The coding region runs from base 1 to 279 and encodes 92 amino acids. Lineage: Eukaryota; Apicomplexa; Aconoidasida; Haemosporida; Plasmodiidae.